Molecule: messenger RNA, 1550 nt
Organism: Melospiza georgiana
Lineage: Eukaryota; Metazoa; Chordata; Aves; Passeriformes; Passerellidae
Gene: TRAPPC13
Product: trafficking protein particle complex subunit 13
Exons: 13
Coding region: 73-1326 (417 amino acids)
Cellular component (GO): TRAPPIII protein complex
Source: RefSeq, a predicted model, not a curated record
CGGCCGUGCUUGCCACCGCCGCAGUGUGCGUGGCGCCUUCCGCUCCGCUGGCCAUCCUGCGGGGUGAAGGCCAUGGACGUCAACCAGCCCAAGCAGGAGCAUUUGCUGGCUCUGAAAGUGAUGAGGCUAACCAAACCUACCUUGUUCACUAAUAUUCCAGUGACUUGUGAAGAAAGAGAUUUGCCAGGUAAUCUAUUUAACCAGCUCAUGAAAGAUGACCCUUCUACUGUAAAGGGGGCUGAAACUUUGAUGUUAGGAGAAAUGCUGACUUUGCCUCAAAAUUUUGGAAAUAUAUUUCUGGGAGAGACAUUUAGUAGUUACAUUAGUGUGCACAAUGAUAGCAAUCAAGUUGUCAAGGACAUACUUGUGAAGGCUGAUCUUCAGACAAGUUCUCAGCGUUUGAAUCUUUCAGCUUCUAGUGCUGCAGUGGCAGAACUUAAACCUGACUGUUGCAUUGAUGACGUGAUCCAUCAUGAAGUAAAGGAGAUAGGAACACACAUCUUAGUUUGUGCAGUAAGUUAUACUACACAGACUGGAGAGAAGAUGUACUUCAGAAAGUUCUUCAAAUUUCAGGUUCUUAAACCACUAGAUGUGAAAACCAAAUUCUACAAUGCAGAGAGUGACCUCAGUUCUGUGACAGAUGAAGUCUUUCUGGAAGCUCAAAUUCAGAAUAUCACUACCUCUCCAAUGUUUAUGGAGAAGGUUUCUUUAGAGCCAUCUAUGAUGUACAAUGUUGCAGAACUGAACACAGUUAACACAGCAGGGGAAAGUGAGUCCACGUUUGGUGCAAGGACUUACUUGCAACCUAUGGAUACACGCCAAUACUUAUACUGUCUAAAACCAAAGCAAGAAUUUGCAGAGAAAGCUGGAGUAAUAAAAGGUGUAACAGUGAUUGGUAAAUUAGACAUUGUAUGGAAAACUAAUCUGGGUGAACGAGGAAGGCUACAAACUAGCCAGCUCCAAAGAAUGGCUCCUGGUUACGGUGAUGUAAGGCUUUCAUUGGAGACAAUACCAGAUACUGUAAAUUUGGAAGAACCUUUUGACAUUACAUGUAAAAUAACAAAUUGCAGCAGUGAAAGGACUAUGGAUCUGGUUUUAGAAAUGUGCAACACUAAUUCCAUCCACUGGUGUGGAGUUUCAGGAAGGCAACUUGGAAAGCUGCACCCAAGUUCAUCCCUCCAUCUUGCACUUACAUUGUUGUCUUCAGUGCAAGGAUUGCAGAGUGUCUCUGGCCUAAGACUUACAGACACAUUUUUGAAGAGAACAUACGAGUAUGAUGAUAUUGCACAAGUCUGUGUAGUUUCUUCAGAAAUCAAGCAAAGCUGAGGGAAAACAAAUCUGUAGUUUUACUGGGGUUUUUUUGACCAACUUCUUGAUGUUUUUGCAGUCAACUGUUCUAAAAUGAGUAUAAACAAAAUCAAAUCCCUAUAUAGCUGUAAAUGUGAUAAUGAUUAUUUUAUUUCUCUGAGCAUUUCUUCAGUGUUUUCAAAUCUUUUAAAACAUGCAUAUACAUUUUAUCUACUAAAAAUAAAACCUUUGAAAAAAGUGUA